CUUGAAAUCUCAGAUCAAGCCAACGAAAUAAUGACGAUUGACUCGACUCGACUCGAUCCUUGGAGGGCCGUCUAUCCAAAGAAGCCAGCCACACUGUAUUUGUACCAAAUCCAGUUUAAAGCCUUAGAGCUGUUACCGAUACCUGCGGCUUCAAAAGCGAUGCGAUCCUUCGCUUUCUCAAGAGAAAGCGUAAGAGCCAGAGUUGACAUCAAUCAAUCAUGCGCGAUGAUGACACACGAACGGUAGCAUCUCUCGACGAGAAGAAAUGAAGGGAGAGGCAAUUCCAUCCGAUUGGUGUCAAUCGACGCUGACCCUUUCCGACAAAUUGGAUUCUCACAUCCCACAUGGCAUCGUCACUCUUUUUUGGCAUCCCACAGAUCUGACAAAAGACUUCUGCCAUUUGGAUCCAUCCAUCGCAUCAUCCAGUUGAUGGGAAGCCGCAUAAUCUAAUCUUGAGAGGUCACACAGUAGCCAGCAGACAGAAAGAAACACAGUUUCAUAUUAUUUUUCCAGUCAAUCAAACAGAAAAAGUGACCAUGAAGACCCAACCCAUGAAGCAAAGCAAGGCAACUCCCAAAAUUCCUCGUGGGGUCCGAGGCCUCCCUGUGACCACGGGGGCCACUUCUCCCAGAGAAGAGUUGAACGCCCUCCAACAAGAUGUCAACGAGAUUGAACGUUGGUGGGCCGAUGCUGCCAGAUGGAAGCAUACCAAGCGUGUCUACUCGGCCAAGGAUGUGGCUUGCCUUCGUCCUUCUUUGGAUGCUCGUGCCGGAAAACAAAUGGCUCCCAACUGCAGUUUUGCUUCGGGACAGUCUGAAAAACUUUACACUUUGUUGAAGAACCUUUAUGGAGUUGGUGGGUAUUCCCACACCUUUGGAGCCUUGGAUCCUGUCCAGGUCACACAAAUGGCACCCCAUCUCUCAUCCAUUUAUAUUUCGGGAUGGCAGUGCUCCUCCACGGCGUCUACUACCAACGAACCUGGUCCCGAUUUUGCCGACUAUCCCAUGAACACGGUCCCCAACAAGGUGGAUCAGCUUAUCCGUGCCCAGAUGCAUCAUGAUCGCCGUCAGAACCAGGAACGAUCUGGCAAACUCUUGGAAGGCAAGGAUCCUGGUAGAAAAGUGGAUUAUCUGGUCCCCAUCGUGGCCGAUGGAGAUACCGGUCACGGUGGCCUCAGUGCUGUCAUGAAGCUUACCAAGCUUUUUAUCGAAGCUGGUGCUGCUGGCAUUCACUUUGAGGAUCAGAAGCCAGGAACCAAAAAAUGCGGACACAUGGGUGGAAAGGUCUUGGUCAGUACCCAGGAACAUAUUGACCGUCUUGUGGCUGCCAGGCUUGCUGCUGAUAUCCUUGGAGCCAACACGGUAAUUGUGGCUCGAACUGAUGCCGAGGCGGCGACUCUCUUGGACUCCAACAUGGAUGGACGCGAUCAUCCAUUCAUCCUCGGUGUCACCACACCUGGCAUGACUUCGUUGCAAGAAGCAGUCGCCAACGGAGGUGAUUCCAAGGCGUGGACUGCCAGGGCCAAGUUGAUGACCUUUGGACAAGCUGUCCUGGCCAAGAUUGACUCACUUCCGGUGCCAUACUCCCAGAAGAAGGGGAUGCAAGCUCGCUGGAUGGCAGCUGACCCAAAUACCCUCAGCAAUGCUGCUGCCAGGCGAGUUGCUGACUCUAUCUUUGGGCAAAAGAACUCGAUCUACUUUGAUUGGGAGCUUUGCCGUGUCCGAGAAGGAUACUACCAGCUCAGCGCAGGCAUUGACUAUUGCAUUCAGCGUGCUCGGGCCUACGCCCCUUAUGCUGAUCUUAUUUGGAUGGAAACCAAGAUCCCUGGGAUCCCUGACGCCAAGAAGUUUGCUGAUGGAGUGCACAAGAUGCACCCCCAUCAGAUGCUCGCCUACAAUCUGAGUCCAAGUUUCAACUGGGACGCUUCGGGAAUGACAGACGCUCAGAUUGCCAGGUUCAACGACGACCUUGGACGCCUCGGAUAUGUCUGGCAAUUCAUCACUCUGGCUGGUUUCCACAGCAAUGGACUCAUCGUCACUGAGCUUGCUCGCGACUUUGGGGAUCGUGGAAUGAUUGCUUUUGUGGAAAACAUUCAACGAAAGGAACGUGAACAAGAAGUAGAGCUUCUCACGCAUCAAAAGUGGUCUGGUGCAGAACUCGUCGAUCAAAUGGUCACGGUUGCUUCUGGUGGCGUCUCGUCUACUGCCGCCAUGGGUGCAGGUGUCACCGAGGCCCAGUUUUGAGAGGCAAGAAGGUGAAGGAUCACCACUCGACGUACCGUAGUUUUGCAUAGAGUUGAUAGCAUGGUUAUUCCCCGAGGAUAGGUCUAGAAUAAACUUUCAAAGACACAGUUGGAAGCC
Molecule: messenger RNA, 2360 nt
Organism: Seminavis robusta
Lineage: Eukaryota; Bacillariophyta; Bacillariophyceae; Naviculales; Naviculaceae
Source: the annotation of a GenBank genome assembly